Molecule: messenger RNA, 1121 nt
Organism: Ceratosolen solmsi marchali
Lineage: Eukaryota; Metazoa; Arthropoda; Insecta; Hymenoptera; Agaonidae
Gene: Rab5
Product: RAS oncogene family member Rab5
Exons: 6
Coding region: 49-705 (218 amino acids)
Molecular function (GO): GTPase activity; GTP binding
Source: RefSeq, a predicted model, not a curated record
UAUUCACAAUUUCUUACUCGGACUGCGUAACUUGCAAAUCUCUAGUGAAUGAUCGAUGUCACCAUGGCUAACCGAGGUACAGCCCAAAGACCAAAUGGUACCCAGGGCAAAAUAUGUCAGUUUAAGUUGGUCUUACUUGGUGAAUCCGCUGUUGGAAAAUCAAGUCUUGUGCUUAGGUUUGUUAAGGGUCAAUUCCAUGAGUACCAAGAAAGUACGAUUGGAGCUGCAUUUUUAACGCAAACUGUAUGUCUGGACGAAACGACUGUAAAAUUCGAAAUUUGGGACACUGCAGGGCAGGAACGUUACCAUAGUCUUGCGCCCAUGUACUAUCGUGGAGCACAGGCAGCUAUUGUGGUGUAUGAUAUAACAAAUCAGGACACAUUUAUGCGUGCAACAACGUGGGUAAAAGAACUACAACGGCAAGCGAGUCCGAGUAUAGUAAUAGCAUUAGCAGGAAAUAAGGCAGACCUUGGAAAUAAGCGAGUAGUAGAAUUUGAAGAAGCCCAGGCCUAUGCAGAAGAGAAUGGCCUUCUUUUCAUGGAAACAUCAGCCAAGACAGCGAUGAAUGUCAAUGAUAUAUUCCUAGCUAUUGCUAAAAAACUUCCAAAGAACGAACAAGCAGGAAACGCGAGUACAAGCGGACAAGGGCGCCGACUAGUCGAAUCAGAAGGACAAAAACCAGCCACUGGCAACUGCUGCAAGUGAUUAACCAAAUCCAUUUGUACCAUAAUCAAGAUAAGAAAAUACAUCAUAAAUGUGUCGACAAAAAUUUUAAAUGGAUUAUACGCCGGAAAAAAACUGCAAAAAGUGGUAGGAGGUGAAAUGUGCGGCAUGAACAAUUAUUACACGUGUGAUUGAGAAUCACGUAAGCGUGUAUCCUCAAUACAAUUUGACGAUGUCACCUUUAUUUAAAAGGAAAAAGUUUAAGUCUGCUGUAAUUGCGCGCAGGCGGAACUCUCGUUUGUAAUUUUAGUAGCAAAAAAGCAUCUUGGGAGAAGGGUGUUCGUUAUAAAUAUAUAAAUACACGAUACGAUAAAUCAUAUAAGUGAUAUGAUUUGUGUAAAAGUAAUAAUAAUAAUAAUGAUAAUAAUUAAUUAAUAAAUAAAUAAAGCAGAUAUAAC